AUCGCUCAGUCGAUGACCGAAGGGAAGGAAAAUCGCUAGACAGCCAUAUUAUGUAGAAGCAGACCGUGACUUUAGACAUCAAAUGUCUUCUAUUCGUCGGAUCUUGUUCUCGCGAUAUUAUUAUUAUGUCUCGCCGUAUUAAUACAUUCUCGUGUCGACGAUAAAGUGCGCACAAUUCGUGUGUAAGAAGUGUCAAUCGUCUCUCAAAUUUCGUGUCGCCAAAAAUUUGUGUGUAUGUGUGUGGUUUUUUCUCUCUCUCCGCGAUACCGAAAAUAUAUACAAAUUUAUCUCCUCUCUCGCGUGAUUUAACUGGGAGAUCUCGCGUGCGAGUUAAUUUUAUCGUCAGCGCAGUUGUGUAACGCGCCGAAAAAAACAAAAAUAAAUAAAUAAAUAAAUAAAAGAGAGAAAAAGCAUGUCUCUUUCGCUCGGAGGUUACGAAGAAUCGCGACGAUGAUUUGACGACGAAAAUGAGCAGGAUUAUCUGUGCCGCGGCGCGUAUUUCCAUAUAAAGGUGGAAGUGAGAAGAAAACUGAGAGGAGAGAGAGAGAAAGAGAGACGCGAGUAGAGAAAGAGAGAGAGAGAGAGAGAGCGAGAAAGGAAGAGAGAUGUGUCGGUGGAUAAAUUACUACAAUUUGCUUAAUAGCUAAUAGACUCAAAAUUACUGGUAUGCUUUUACGAUUCGUUCACGAUGUUCGUAUAUACGACGAUACUGCCUCUCUUCUUCUUAGGGUUAUUCGGAACUAUAUUUGGGAAAACUAUUAUUAAAGGUUCGACCUUCUGCGAAUUUUACAAUGAAACAAUGUGUGCGGAAUCCCAACAGGAGUGUUCAGGGAGAGAAGAAUGUGUUGUGCAUGAUCCAGAUAAACGUAACCAUUGUUACGUACUCUGGUCGGUCAACAAUGUUACUAAAAAGACAGUAAUUAAAUUGAAGGGUUGCUUUUUGGAUAGCAAUGAUUGUUAUAACAAGACGAAUUGCAUAGAGGAGCAUCGAGAACGAAAGAAUGAUUUAUUUUUUUGUUGUUGCGAUAGUGAUAUGUGCAACCAAAACUUUUCUUGGAAUCCACAUCCGACUACAUCCUCAAAACCUACACAACCAUCUGUUAAUGAAUCUGAUGAUAUAUGCAAUACAGAGAAGCAAGCAAUAACACUCACAUUAUUGAUACUAAUCCCUAUGCUUCUUACAUUCGGUUCACUUUCUUUGUGGUGGUUCUGCCGUCGUCGAAGAUUGACGUACUUUAACGAGGUGCCAACUUUGGAACCACUUCCGUUGCCACAAUCGUCACCUAAUUUAAGUUUACGUCCGAUACAGCUUCUUGAGAUUAAAGCUCGAGGACGUUUCGGAGCAGUUUGGAAAGCUCAAUUGAAAAAUGAGAUUGUAGCAGUUAAAGUUUUUCCUAUUCAAGACAAGCAGUCUUGGCAGACUGAACAAGAGAUUUUUAAGCUUGAACAUAUGGAUCACGAGGACAUACUACAUUUUAUAGGUGUCGAAAAGCGCGGAGACAAUUUACAAGCUGAGUUUUGGUUAAUCACAGCAUAUCAUGAGAAAGGUUCACUGUGUGAUUACCUGAAAGCAAAUGUUGUAUCAUGGUCUGAGAUGUGUAAAAUUGCAGAAUCCAUGGCAAGAGGUUUGAUGCAUUUACACGAAGAAAUCCCGGCUAACAAAGCGGAUGAUUACAAACCAGCUGUAGCUCAUAGAGAUUUUAAGUCAAAAAAUGUUUUACUGAAGGCUGACAUGAGUGCCUGCAUAGCGGACUUUGGCUUGGCGCUUAUUUUUCUCCCAGGAAAACCUUGUGGCGAUACACAUGGACAGGUUGGAACACGAAGAUAUAUGGCACCAGAAGUUUUAGAAGGGGCAAUAAAUUUUACUAGAGAUUCAUUUCUACGGAUUGAUAUGUAUGCUUGUGGGCUAGUGCUUUGGGAAUUAGCUUCAAGAUGUACCGUACAAGAUGGACCAAUAGGAGAAUAUCGACUACCAUUUGAGGACGAAGUCGGCCUUCAUCCUACUCUAGAAGAUAUGCAAGAAAGCGUUGUUCAUAAAAAAAGACCGAUCAUUUUAGAAACUUGGCAUAAACAUCCAGGACUUUUAUCAAUUUGUGAUACAAUGGAAGAAUGUUGGGAUCACGAUGCCGAAGCACGCCUUUCCGCUUCGUGCGUAGUAGAACGAGUUGCUACUCUCAGUAGGACUCUUGUAUUAAAUUCAUCUCCUUUGAUUCGAGUUGAUAAUACCAACGAGAUUAUUACUACCAAGGAGUCUAGCAUGUAGUUAGCGCGUCUAUACAUUAUUAUUAUUAUAGUUUUAAUUCAAUGACACAACCACCAAGUUUUGUAUCAUAAUUUUGUUAUACAGUGGAUAAAAUAAAUAUCUGCACGCUCCGUUUUCUCGGAAUAAACGCGUUACUUGCAAAAUUAUUGCCAAAAUUUUGUUUGUUGGAUAUAUACAGAUAAUAUAUAUAUCCAAUAUUGUUACUAUAUAUAAAUAUUGUUAAUAUAUAUUAAAUAUUCUAUAUUUAUUUUGAAUAUCGGGCUAGGCCUUCCUGAGAUCUGAAUAGAUAAGCAGUAUCUCGGUUAAGUAUCUUCUCAUUUGAAAAUAGGCAGAUUUGAACUAAGGGACUGUCAAUCGGAGAAGCACAAUGAUUAUUAUUAUUAUUUUACUAAAGUUUAUAGAAUAUUUUACGAAUUUGUUUUAAUAUGUCAAGAAAAAUUAUCUUGCAAACUAUUGACUUUUUAAUGAAUUCUUUAAUUUUUUAUUGUUUCGAAUAAAGCUUUAUCUAAUAAAAUAGUUUACAAGAGUAUUUCUCUUUUAUAAUAAAUUAUGCCAGAAAUCUGGAGCGUGCAAAUACUUUUUUAACUAUUGUUCAUAUCAAUGAGGAAUGUUAAAUAAUAGUAAAAGAAAAAGACAAGCAUAUAUAUAUAUA
Messenger RNA from Nylanderia fulva, 2915 nucleotides. It is a transcript of the gene put, whose product is annotated as activin A receptor type 2 punt. Gene Ontology annotation, molecular function: activin binding; ATP binding; metal ion binding. Lineage: Eukaryota; Metazoa; Arthropoda; Insecta; Hymenoptera; Formicidae. Gene Ontology annotation, cellular component: plasma membrane; activin receptor complex. Gene Ontology annotation, biological process: cellular response to growth factor stimulus; activin receptor signaling pathway; protein phosphorylation. The record is from RefSeq and is a predicted model, not a curated record.